Molecule: messenger RNA, 468 nt
Organism: Dama dama (fallow deer)
Lineage: Eukaryota; Metazoa; Chordata; Mammalia; Artiodactyla; Cervidae
Product: cystatin-9-like
Exons: 3
Coding region: 1-468 (155 amino acids)
Biological process (GO): antimicrobial humoral response
Molecular function (GO): cysteine-type endopeptidase inhibitor activity
Source: RefSeq, a predicted model, not a curated record
AUGACGGACUGGCAGCGGAGGUGCAGGUGGGCUCAGCCCUGGACCCUGCUCUUGCUUCUCUUAGGUCCCUGGCUCCUGGUGAGUCACAGCUGGGGUCCCGCAGAGAAAGAGGGAGAUGAUGACCAGAGAUUCUUGAAGAACUACCCCCCUGCCACCGUGGAGUAUGCCUUGCACAUGUACAACCGGACGAGCCAGGGCAGGAGGGCCUACAAAGAGGUGCGUGUACUGUGGUCGUGGAAGGAUCCUGUAGUGUCUGUCCAAACCCAGGUGGACGUCGGCCUGGUGUUCUCCAUGGAGCUGCAGUUCGCCCGAACCAGGUGCGGGAAAUUUCACAUCGACAACUGUCUUUUUCAAGCAACUCCAGACGUGAACAAUACUGACGCCUGCUACUUUACAAUCACCACUGACCCAUGGAGAACAAAGUUUAAACUCCUGAACGACACCUGCUUGGAGGACUCCACCGAGUGA